AUGAUUGUACUAGACGUCCUAUCUAAGUUGAAACUCCUCCGGACGAAUCUCGGAGAGUUGGGACAACGAUAUUUCGAUGUCCUCAAUCUACAAAAGGCUAUAGAUCUCCAAACAGCCUUCUCAAAACUCGAGUCAGCUUGGGGAGGAAAGGACAACGUCUUUCUCAGUCGCUAUCGGUUUUGUCAAAUGCGUCAAGAAUCCAAUCAAUGUGUCAGUGAUUUUAUUACUAAUCUGACCCUGGCCAUUCAGGACUGUGGGUAUAAAGAGAUCAAGGCAGACAACUUCGUGCACGCAAUGCUCGUUCAGCAGUUGAUCGUCGGUCUACGCGAUGAAAAAGCUCGGGAAAAUCUCUUAUCAGAGAAGAAGGAUUUGUCAUGGGAGAAAGCCUGUGAUAUUGCCAGUCAUCAGGAGCGCGUGCGGCAAAACCUUCAGCAGCUGAAUCAGUCAAACGAUGGAGUGAUAGCAUCCUUGGAAUCGGAAAUGGCUGUCUCCCUGGUCAACACUGCUGUGUCUUCACCUAGACAGCGACCCUCAGCUCCCUCAAAACAACUACCAUCAUGCUACCGUUGUGGCCAGCAUCAUAUCCGGUGGUCAGACUGUAGACACCAGAAGACGGUAUGCCAGUUUUGCAAGAAAGUCGGCCACAUCGAACGAGUGUGUUUCUCCAAAAGAGGAGCGAAUAGUAACACGCAUGCGACCUACCCUAGUCCAGCUGGGGAUGGUGAGGCGAUACUCCGAAUGUUUCCGGCCAACGCUACUCUCCAAUCCCCCUACACCAUCACGCUUCCGGUUGAUCACCAUCCCGUGAAGUUUGAAAUCGACACUGGCUCAGCUGUUACUCUCACCAAUGAGGCCUCUCUUCAGAAAGUACCCUCCCUCCUACCGGCUAGCUCAACAUUCCGUAGUUACACUGGACAGAACGUAGACGUUCGAGGGGUCUUUACAGCCGAAGUCGAACAUGAUGGAGAACUUCAUUACUUGCCGGUUCAUGUGGUGAGAGGAAGCCAACAACCGAAUCUCCUUGGACGAAAUUGGAUUAAAUGUGUGCCUUCUGUGCUAUCCUAUGUGCAUCGGAUUGGUGUAAAUCCGGCUUUAGAUUCAAUUUUGGUAAAUCAUAAGGAUCUAUUUCGUGACGAUUCAGCUACCCACUACCGCGGUCCACCUGUUAAGUUUCAGUUUCAGUCAGAUUUCCGGCCCCGGUUCUUCAAAGCUCGUACAGUCCCCUAUGCACUCGCACCGAAGGUCGAAGAAGAGCUGGAUCGCCUACAGAAAGCGGAUAUUAUUGAGCCCGUGCAAUAUUCGGAAUGGGCAGCCCCAAUAGUUCCUGUUCUUAAAACCGAUGGUUCUGUGCGUAUCUGUAGCGACUACAAGCUGACAAUCAACUCAGAAACUAAACUGAACCCUUAUCCUCUCCCGCGCAUCGAGGAUCUGUACGCAUCUCUCUCGGGUGGUCAUCAGUUUACAACUUUGGACCUAAAGCCUGCCUACAACCAAGUCGUCCUAGAUACUGAAUCCCGAGACGCCACCACCAUCAAUACGCAUCGGGGUUUAUUUCGAUAUAAAAGACUACCAUUUGGAGUAAGUUCGGCUCCCGGUUUAUUUCAAUGCUUGAUUGAUAAUCUCGUGAAGGAUAUACCUCACGUUUGCGCAUAUCUUGACGAUAUAUUAGUUACCGGUCCAUCUGAACGUAGUCAUCUAGAGACUCUAAACAUCGUGUUAGGACGUUUAGAGGACGCCGGUUUUAAGCUCAGGAAAGAGAAGUGCACUUUCCUUGCCGACUCGGUAGAAUACCUGGGCUUCAGGGUGGAUAAAACUGGCCUCCAUCCACUUGAACAUAAGCUCAAAGCCUUGAAGACGGCGCCGCGCCCCAACAAUACUAGUCAAUUGCGUUCAUUCCUGGGGUUGGUCACCCACUAUAGUCGCUUUAUGAAUCAAUUGGCUACAAUUCUCAAGCCUCUUUAUCGACUACUUGAAAAGAAUUGUGGCUGGCACUGGUCGGAGGUCGAACAAAGUGCUUUCGAACAGGCAAAGGCGGCUCUUACCUCCUCUGAUUUUCAACCAUUCUUCAGCCGUCAGAACGAGUUAAGUCUACAAGACGGAUGCAUACUAUGGGGCAAUCGUGUAGUUGUGCCACCACAAGGUCGACGGGCCAUCCUCAGAGACCUGCAUAAUGCUCAUCCUGGUACAGUUAGAAUUAAAGCUCUCGCCCGCAGCUAUGUUUGGUGGCCCAAAAUUGACGCAGAUAUAGAAAACGUGGUGAAAGCAUGUCACGUGUGCCAAAUAACACAGAAGACCUUACCGAAGGUUCCUCUGAAGCCUUGGGCCUGGCCCGACUCGCCGUGGAAGAGGGUACACGUCGAUUAUUUUGGGCCAUUCCAAGGCCAUAUGGUUUUGGUGGCAGUUGACGCCCACACUAAAUGGAUUGAUGCGAUUCCGACAGGAAAUUCUUGUUCCUCACUGACUACAAUCAACGAGUUGCGAACCGUCUUUUCUACUUUUGGGAUACCUGAAAUGGUCGUUUCAGACAAUGGCCCGGCCUUUACUAGUGCAGAAUUUAAAGAUUUCAUGGAGAAAAAUGGAAUUAGACAUUUAACUACUGCCCCGUACCACGCUGCUUCAAAUGGCCUCGCAGAGCGUGCAGUCCAGACAAUAAACCACGGACUAGCCAGACAGACGGAAGCGGACUUGGCCACCAAGUUGUCACGCUUUCUGUUUAGCUAUCGCAUAACACCAAACGACUCAACGGGUGCUUCGCCUGCAGAAUUGAUGUUCAAGCGGCAGUUGCGCACACGACUCGACCUGCUUAAUCCAUCAACGCAGGAUAGGGUCACUGCAAAACAGACGAAGAUGAAAGAACGAUAUGAUGUGAGCACCCGACCACGAGUUGUCGCGCCCAACGAAAGUGUCUACACGCGACUGGAACACGAAACGAACUGGUGUCCAGCGGUAGUUCGAAAAAGCGAGGGUCAAAUAGUGGAAUUAGAGUUAGAAGGUGGGCGAAUUGUGCGUCGACAUCUGGACCAAGUUCGCAGCCGAACGGACCCAGUAAGUGGAGAAUUCGGAGAGUUAGAACUGCCAGCAACCCUUGAUAGGGAUCCUGACAUCCCGAGGACUGAGCCCCUACUUCCUGCACAGGGGUGGUGGUGA
Molecule: messenger RNA, 3147 nt
Organism: Spirometra erinaceieuropaei
Lineage: Eukaryota; Metazoa; Platyhelminthes; Cestoda; Diphyllobothriidea; Diphyllobothriidae
Source: the annotation of a GenBank genome assembly